Molecule: messenger RNA, 693 nt
Organism: Symbiodinium pilosum
Lineage: Eukaryota; Dinophyceae; Suessiales; Symbiodiniaceae
Source: the annotation of a GenBank genome assembly
GUGUCCUGGCAGCGCGUAUUUUUCCCAAAGCGUGCUGUGCCCACGCGGGUCGCGUACGCCGAACUCCUUGCAUCGGUGAAGGUGGAGUGGAGCAAUCUCCAACCUGCAGCUCUCGCGCGCACGGUGCGCGCUAUGCUGCAGGGCGAGAUCCACCUCAAAGGCCUGCACGCAAUUUUCGACCUCAGCCAAGAUGGCCUUGUUUCGGUCCAGGAGCUGCAGCAAGCUCUGAAACUGCUGCUUCCGCAGCUGUCGGACGACCAGGCGGCCGAAGUGAGCCGACGAAUAGCGCCCGAGAUGGCGGACCUCACCUUUGGCACCGUGAUAGACCGCCUUCUCGGGUUUGUGCCUCCACUGGACCUGCCUGACCCUGCCUUGGCAGAUGAGCUGGCGGAGCUGCGGCAGCGCAUCGUCGCUUGGGCGAAGCCUGAAGAUCGAUCUCCCCACACGGCCCUGUGGCGCUUCUUCCAGGAGUUCGAUGAGGCUUCGAGCACUUGGAGAACCGCGAUGGCGUGCUCUCCAUCGAAGAAGCGGUCCAUGGCUUCGAACAGCUGGAGUCACCUGCGUCACAUGUUGGCUUCUUUGCCCAAGCAAGCCGCCUCUUGCUCAGGCAACGUAGCGAUGCAGAGCGGUUGGCGCAACUGGCUGAUGUGCUGGAUACCAACAACUCAGGCACGCUCUCCUUCCUGGAGCUAG